GAGCGUCUUCCAGGCGGCUAUUUGACUCGAAGGUGGGGGGAAGAGAAAUGUUCGAUUAACACUCCUCGCGCCAGUAAUGGGUUGAGAUGGAUGCUGUGUCACGUUUCUCGAAAGAGAGGGUGAACGGAGGGAUGGGUUAGAAACCAACACCAAACCCCAGGAAAAAAAAAACAUUAGCAGCCCUGAAAGGAUAGGCCUGCAGCGGUCUACUCGUAUCAUCCUCCGGUGACAAUCUCCCCCUCCCUCGAGUCCUCCUCCUGCACUUGCCGCCACAAAACAAACUACAUAAUAUUUCACCUUCCGCCCCUCCUCCCCCUCCUCUUCUUCCUUCUCCAUUUCCCCCCUUCUCUGCUCCCGCUACCUAUCGUGCCCAUAUCCUGUAGUUUCUCUCCUACCUUCGACCCCUCGUUUUCGUGAGUGAUGCCCUUUCCCUUCCGUUUUUGCUUUUGCUCCACAUCCGGCAGGGAUGUUUGUCAGCCUCCCCCCACUAUCUCUUUUAUCGCGGAUGGACUCGCAAAUCUUCCCGAUACCGAUAGGACAUGGGAGCAUGGCUUUUCCUUCACUGACUCCAAUCACUUCUAGAUCCGCAAUCAAACGGAAGAAGAAAAAUGUCUGCCGGUGCACCCCCUCCUCCUAAUUACGCGGGAUCUCCUCCCCCGGGAGGAAAUUAUUACCCCCGUAGGUCGAAGCUGAAAAAUCACAUGAAGCGGUCUUACUGACUCUAGACUCUAGCUCCACCUGAAAAAUCUCCCUACGGACCUGGGGGCCAACCCCCACAACAGCAGCAGCAGCAGCAGUUCCCCCCUCCUCCUGGAGCGCCCCAACAACAAUACUAUCCCCCCCCUCCACAAAACUACCCCCCACCAGGACAUCCACCUCCACAGCAUCAACAAUCUUACCCUCCUCCACCUCAGAAAGCACAACCUCCCCAGCAAACCGCCUUUGACCCCUCCCGAGCUGGUCCACCGUCACAGCCGCAACAGGUUGCUGCGGGCAGUGGCGCCAACACUAUCACAGAUACUUUAGGCAGUUUCAAUGGCGGAAGCUAUAGAAUCGACCACAGGGACUGCAAUACCCUUUUAACCCUUAUGCUUGCUCACGGCUGCCCGGUGACGGCCAAGCCCGGAGCAAUGGUAGCAAUGACUCCAACUGUAACAUUGAAGGGUUCCGUCAAGUUCUCCCUGAAGAAAAUACUCGCUGGAGGUGAAAUGGCGCAAUCAACCUACACUGGCCCUGGUGAAUUAUUGCUUGCGCCGGCGGCGCUAGGGGACAUUGUCCCUAUCCGCUUGGACGGCCAGCAAACUUGGAGUGUGGGCAAGGAUGCUUUCUUGGCCUGCACCCAGGGCGUUGUUAAGGACUACAAGAGUCAGGGAUUGGGCAAGGCAAUGUUCUCUGGCGAGGGAUUGUUCGUUUACAAGAUUUCUGGACAGGGGGUUUUGUUCGUGACCAGCUUGGGUGCCAUUAUUCAGAAGAAUGUAGGUUGUCGAUCCCCGCUCUGGCCACCCAUCGCUAAUGUGCCUGCAGAUGACCCAAGGCGAACAGUUUAUUGUUGACAAUGACCACUUGGUUGCCUGGAACUGCAAGUACACCAUCGAGCGUGUUGCCUCCGGUGGGAUCAUCAGCAGUAUGUCGGCUGCUGAAGGCUUGGUCUGCAGAUUUACUGGUAUUCUCUCUUCUAUUCUCUCUUGUUGCGCCGUCUAACGCACAGCAGGCCCUGGAACAGUAUUCAUCCAAACUAGAAACCCAACCGCCUUUGGCGCCUGGAUCGCUUCCCACGUUCCGGCUAGCCAGUAAACCAGGCGAGAGUUAGGGGCCUAAGUUUAGGUUUCCGGAGCUGCCGCCAUCCCUCUCAAUUCUUUGACUAGUUAUGUGACAAGGUUUUCAGCGGAGUGACGUGGGGAUGGGAAUUGUGGGGGGGAGGGGUUUUUUUCAAAAAAAGAAAAAGAAAAAAAAAGAAAAAAAAGUCUAUCCUGUACUUUCUAGGCGAUGAAUGGGACAAAAUCUGAGCAAUUUGAUCUCUUC
Molecule: messenger RNA, 2022 nt
Organism: Tuber aestivum (summer truffle)
Lineage: Eukaryota; Fungi; Ascomycota; Pezizomycetes; Pezizales; Tuberaceae
Source: the annotation of a GenBank genome assembly